UAUCGGGCGGCACCUAUUUCCGGACACGGCCACGCCUAACUAGAGAACAGCUGUGAUCAUUUAUUGCCAGCAGUACAUAGCAGGGGCCCCUACUAACCUGGACACAAAAUUUCGAGUCGUAUCAUUAGUCGUAGUAGAAGCAAGAGCUCUUGAAACGCAAAAUACGGACAUACGCAUGAUCAUCCAAUCUGUUGUAUUCUCGUUUAGCCACUGCAGAGACCUCUUGUAAAGAGCAAACAGAACGAUAAGUAUACCUAAAGAAAGAUAGACUACUGUGCUAUACAAACAGCAUCUAAACAAAACUCUUGGUGCUAUACAAAUUACACAGUUCAAGUAAUCGUUGUAGUGAAGGUUAAAGUGCGGACAUCUUCUCUUCCAUUGCUGCCUCCCUGAUCACACUACCUCAGCAGAUCAAUUUCAAACACGUGGAUGGAUUAAAGUUAGCUGAUGAACGUGUGCAUGUGAAGGGCUCUGUACUGGACCUUUAGCUUGCUUUGAAAUUUUUGUUUGAUGGCUCAGCUCAGCUUGAAUGACCGUGUGUUUGUCGCACGAAGAACUUUUACUCUCUCGCCACCGCGAUCGUCUUAUAUACCCACAGUUGCGAAACGACCAACCUCUUACAAGUCAUGGACUGAAAGUACCCUCUAUAAAGCAUACUUAGCACAUAUUGAAGAUGGGCUCUCAGUACGAGAUGCUGCCGAGGCAUAUGGAGUACCUAAGUCAACUCUUCAGGAUCGCGUCAGUGGACGAGUUAAGUUUGGGGCGAGAAGUGGCCCACCAAAGCUCCUCACUGAUGAGGAAGAGAAUGAACUUGUUAGUUUUCUCUGUGGUUGUGCAUCAAUGGGCUAUGCAAAAUCCAAACAGGAAGUUUUGGCACUGGUUCGUAACAUUGUUCAAACAAAAGGACUUCGAACUGCCGUAGUCACUGAUGGGUGGUGGACCUCGUUUAAGAAGAGGCAUGGUGAACUAGCUGUACGUGCUGCAGAGCCAUUAUCAUACUCAAGGGCUGUAGCAAGUUCUCCCCAAGUAAUUUCUUGCUAUUAUGACUUGUUGGAGCAGACGCUGACAGAGAAUGAUUUACUCGAUUGCCCAUCCCAAAUCUACAACAUGGACGAAACAGGCAUGCCCCUCGACCCUGCACCUCCAAAAAUCAUCACUGUCAGAGGUGUAAAACACCCAAUAAAAAUCUCAACCGGAAAUAAAGCACAGCUUACAUGUGUUUCAGCUGUCAGUGCAACAGGUCAAAUCAUUCCUCCUAUGAUUAUAUUUGACAGAAUGAACAUUAAAACAGCUUGGACUUAUGGAGAAGUACCAGGAACUAGGUAUGGAACAUCAAAAAAUGGAUGGAUUGAUAGUGUGUUGUUUGAAGACUGGUUUAAGUGCCAAUUUUUGCCUAAUGCAUCUCCAGUGCGUCCUGUGUUGUUAAUAAUGGAUGGCCAUUCUACCCAUUACCAGCCGAGUACUGUGAGACUUGCAGCUUCGGAGCAGGUAAUACUCUUCUGUCUCCCGCCGAAUACAACGCAUUUAACACAACCCCUUGAUAAGGGCUGUUUUGGGCCACUGAAGCGUGCCUGGAGGAAGGAAUGUCAUAGUUAUAUGGCACAAAGUGGUGGAAAAAUGGUGACCCGAUACGAGUUUUCUCGGCUGUUCAACAAAGCAUGGUUUGCAUCAAUGACCCCAGCUAAUGCCAUAAGUGGAUUUCGAUGCACAGGCAUAGUCCCUUUUAAUCGAGAGGCAAUUAGGCUACCUGUUGCUGAUUUUAAGGAUCGGGUUUCAAGCUUAGCACAGGAAACAGGCCUUAAUUUCAUACCACUCUACAACUGCAGUCCAUCAAGAUCUAUACAUCUACAUGAUGCAAGUGUUGAAGAAACAGACUCUUCUGAUGGUGACUCCCCUGCUAAGAGUCCUGCUAAAAACAGCUGUGUUCUACGACAGACUGCUGUUACGAAAUGUCUUUCUGCAGUGACGGUGCCUGAGUUGCACACCCAACAAGCUAAGCCAGUUGGCAGUGGACGGGUGCUAACAAGUUCUGAAAAUCUGAAGAUUAUUAACCAAAAGGAACAAAUGAAGCUUGAGAAGGAACUUAAGAAGAAACAAGCUCAGCAGAAGAGACUUCAGAAGCAAGAAGCAAAGAAACAGAAACAGAAGCAAACUCUCACACCCGCAAGGUUGCCCAAAGAAUCGACUAACUCUGUUCCUGAGAGUGAUGUUGUCUUCACCGACAACGAGUGGGACCGUUUUGAAACGAGGCUGCUUGAAGGCUAUGAUCUUGCACCAAAGGGAAGGUAUAAACUAUGGCUUGAAAUGUAUCAUCCACAAGCUGGUGGUACCUGUAACAAACAAACUGACGAGCGUGAGUCGGAUUUAGAAGUGUCUCCUCAACCAGAUGCUGAUGAUUCAGAAGGUAGAAGAUCGUUCGGACCAGAUGAUUAUUGUGAUCCUAUUGUGGAUGCCCUUUUUGAUAGUUGGUGCUAUUCAGGAGAUGAAUCUAUUGGACCAGAUCGUGAAACAGAGUCUGUGCCUGAUACUACUGGCAGUUGUCUGCCGAGAGCUGGUGAGCUACAAUGCUCACAGGAAGUUACUCCACCUGUUCCUGGGAACAGUCAAGAUCCGUUAUCAGUAAAGAGCUGUAAAUAUACUCUUAGGAGUUCAAGGAAAACUGUCUCGCAGAAAGUUUCACCACCUGGUCCUGUGAACAGUACAGAGUCUGUGUCCAACAAGAAGCUUCCCCCUCUUGGGCGCCCACGGAAAACUGAGCCUGUGUCAGCUGCUGCGAAGAAAAAUGGCAGUCUCAUCAGUCAAGGUCCAGACAGCAAGAAACGCCCUGUUAGGUGCCCAAGGAAAACUGUCUCCCGGAAGGUUACUCUACCUGUUACAGCAACUGUGAACAGUCAAGGAGCUGAGAAUACUGGAUCACAGGAAGUUGAAGAGCCUGUGUCAGCUACUGCGAAGAAAAAUGGCAGGCUCAUCAGUCAAGGUCCAGACAGCAAGAAAGGCCCUGUUGGCCGCCCGAAGAAAACGGUCUCCCGGAAGGUUACUCCACCCGUUACAGUAACCGGGAAUAGUCAAGGAGCUGAGAAUAGUGGGUCAAGAUCACAGGAAGUUAAAGAGCCUGUGUCAGUUACACACUGUAGUACUGCUGGUCAUGCAACGAGAACUGUGCUGCGGAGGGUUUCUCCACUUUGUCCUAUGAACACUCGAGAGUCUGUGGCUAUCAACAAGCACAAUGUUGGGCGUCCAAGGAAGACUAUCUCGCAGAAGGUUACUAAAACUGGUGUUGUGAGCAGUCAAGGUCUGUGCAUCAGCCGUAGGUGCACUAAUGCUGAUAGUGGUGAUUGGGUGAAGUGUGACAAUUGUGGGCAAUGGUAUCACUGUGAAUGUGUGGGAAUUGUUAUAGAAAAUGCCAAAGAAAUCCGUUUUGAAUGCUGUUAGAUCUAUUUUUUUGUGAAUCAUUUUGCAGUAUUGUGUUAUAUAACUGUUUAUUAGUUUUAUAAUUUUUCAUUAGUCAUGUGUUUUUCAUUAGUCAUGUGAUGUUUGGUAUGAUUGGUAGAGUCUACACACUGUGUACAAAAACAUUACAACCAAGUAAGUGUAACUCACAAAUUUCAAAGCAAGCUAAAGGUCCAGUACAGAGCCCUUCACAUGCACACGUUCAUCAGCUAACUUUAAUCCA
Halichondria panicea is the source of this 3673-nucleotide messenger RNA. RefSeq lists its product as uncharacterized. The coding region runs from base 511 to 3432 and encodes 973 amino acids. Gene Ontology annotation, molecular function: DNA binding. NCBI's taxonomy places the organism in Eukaryota, Metazoa, Porifera, Demospongiae, Suberitida, Halichondriidae. The record is from RefSeq and is a predicted model, not a curated record. Gene Ontology annotation, cellular component: nucleus. The transcript has 21 exons.